Glycine soja is the source of this 859-nucleotide messenger RNA. RefSeq names its product probable phospholipid hydroperoxide glutathione peroxidase. The coding region runs from base 112 to 612 and encodes 166 amino acids. Gene Ontology annotation, biological process: response to oxidative stress. Gene Ontology annotation, molecular function: glutathione peroxidase activity. The record is from RefSeq and is a predicted model, not a curated record. Gene Ontology annotation, cellular component: cytosol. Lineage: Eukaryota; Viridiplantae; Streptophyta; Magnoliopsida; Fabales; Fabaceae. The transcript has 6 exons.
ACGCUAUAUAAAUUAAAAUUGUACCAAAUGCUUUGCACUUGAACCACUCGCAUCUUGUUCCUCCGCUCAACAACUAUAAUAACAUCUUUCUCUCUCCGAACAGAUCACACUAUGGCCACCUCAAGCGCCAAAUCAGUCCAUGAUUUCACCGUUAAAGAUGCCAAGGGAAAUGAUAUUAAUCUUGGUGACUACAAAGGAAAGGUCCUUAUCAUUGUCAAUGUUGCCUCACAAUGUGGCUUGACUAAUUCAAAUUACACUGAGCUCAGUCAGUUGUAUGAGAAAUACAAACAGAAAGGUCUGGAAAUUCUGGCAUUUCCAUGCAAUCAGUUUGGGGCACAGGAGCCUGGAUCUAAUGAACAGAUACAAGAGUUUGUUUGUACUCGCUUCAAGGCUGAGUUUCCCGUUUUUGACAAGGUUGAUGUGAAUGGUGACAAAGCUGCUCCACUGUACAAGUAUCUAAAAUCAAGCAAAGGUGGACUCUUUGGGGAUGGUAUCAAAUGGAACUUCUCCAAGUUCCUUGUUGAUAAAGAGGGAAAUGUGGUUGAUCGCUAUGCACCCACAACUUCUCCUCUGAGCAUUGAGAAGGACUUGCUGAAGUUGUUGGAUGCAUGAAUGAAGCUAUGAAUGACUGGAGCUGCCAAUAAAUGAAUUGUGAUUAGAAUAUAAAUUAUGAAUAAGAAAUGUAUUGCAGAUGCUGCUGCAAUUUCCUGUGUGCCUUGUAUGUGUACCGAAACAGUUACUCUUGUAGCUCUGACAUUAGGUUCAUAACCAUGAGAUUGUGUACUUAUUAUUGUGUGAAUGUAAACUUAAGCUUCCUUUAGCCAUGCCAGUGAUCUACCUAUUCCAUUUAUUGGUUUGC